AUGCCCCCCGCUCGCGCUAUCGCGCGCGCUAGUUCUCCUGCUUCCCCCCACACACUCUCCCCCCGCGCCUUUUCCCCUCCUCCCAAGCUCGCGCUACCUCCUCUCCCGUCCUCCCCCGUCCCUCCCCUCCCCUCCCCCUUACCCCGUCUCUUUUCCCCCUCUCCCUCACCCAUAUACCCCCGUCCUGCAUCCCCACAUCCCGUCUCCCCGCCCCCUUCCUUUCCCAACGAUUUUGCCAGUUUAAUCAUUCGGAUCCCCCGUGCUCCUCGCCCCUUUCCGCCCAAUCCAGGCGACCUCCCCGCGCUCGAAGAUUACCCCUCCGCGCCCGCCCAUCCCCCCGCCGCCCCCGACCAGCCCUCAUCCUCCUCCGCCCUCCCAUCCGACUCUCCCGCUGGCCCUUCCUCAUCUUCCCCUCCCGCUGAUUCCGCCGAUUCGCAAACUCCUGCGUCCGCCGAUACCGCCGCUUCCGCCGACACCCCCGCGGGCUCUUCCGCCGCGCCCCGCACGCGUCGCUCCUCCCCGCGCCCAGUGAUUGCGCUCUCCUCCGCCUCCUCAUCCGCCAUAGAGGACUACCUCCGCGCGCACCGCGGGGUGGACUUAGACGCCGCGCUUUCCCCUGCGGAGCGCGCGGAGCUGACUGCGCUGCGCGGACUGGUGGAAACCACCCUCUCCGCGGCCGCGCAGGCGGAACUAUGGGGAGAGGAGCGCAACCGCACAGCUCUUCGGGAAAUGUUUGACGCCGCGGUGCCCUGGCCGCUCUCCCGCGCGCUGCUGUGGAGAGAAGCGCGGAACCAGGGAUGGGGGGAGGCGGAGCGGAAGGCGCAGCAGGGGGAGGGCGGGGGAGAUGCGCGGAGUAGUGCCGCGGGAGGGGCGCUUGCGCGCGCUGGCGUGCGGUCGAGGGAAGAGGUGGGCGGAAGGGGGUUUUGGUGUGAGGGGUUUGGGGGAUAA
Closterium sp. Yama58-4 is the source of this 948-nucleotide messenger RNA. NCBI's taxonomy places the organism in Eukaryota, Viridiplantae, Streptophyta, Zygnematophyceae, Desmidiales, Closteriaceae. The record is from the annotation of a GenBank genome assembly.